Messenger RNA from Knipowitschia caucasica, 1149 nucleotides. The record is from the annotation of a GenBank genome assembly. Lineage: Eukaryota; Metazoa; Chordata; Actinopteri; Gobiiformes; Gobiidae.
AUGGAGUCUGUGUCUGUCAGUUCUCAGCUGAACAAAAGCGUUCGUCAGCAGUACAUGCAACUGCCUCAGGGCGCCAGGUGCCAGGUGACCUACGUGUGGAUCGACGGGACCGGAGAAGGACUGCGCAACAAGACCCGGAGUCUGGAGCAGGAGCCCAAGACCCUCCAGGACAUCCCAGAGUGGAACUUCGAUGGUUCCAGCACGUACCAGGCCGAGGGCUCAAACAGCGACAUGUACCUCAUCCCUGUCGCCAUGUUCAGAGACCCCUUCACCCUGGACCCCAACAAACUGGUGCUGUGUGAGGUGCUCAAGUACAACCGGCUGCCGGCGGAGACGAACCACCGGGCGCGCUGCAAGAAGAUCAUGGAACAGGUGAAGGAGGAGGUGAUCUGGUUCGGGAUGGAGCAGGAGUACACUCUGUUUGGGGCGGACGGACACCCCUUCGGCUGGCCCAAGAACGGAUACCCCAGACCCCAGGGUCCGUACUACUGUGGUGUGGGUGCGGACUGUGCUUAUGGCAGAGAUGUCGUAGAGUGUCAUUACAAAGCCUGUCUUUACGCUGGACUCAAUAUCUAUGGCACCAACGCGGAGGUCAUGCCAGCACAGUGGGAGUUCCAGAUUGGCCCCUGUGAGGGUCUGGACAUGGGAGACCACCUGUGGAUGGCCCGGUUCCUCCUGCACCGCGUGUGUGAGGACUUCGGGGUGAUCCUGACCCUCGACCCCAAACCCAUGAUGGGAAACUGGAACGGAGCCGGCUGCCACACCAACGUCAGCACCAAGGCCAUGCGGGAGGAGGGCGGACUCAAGUUCAUCGAAGAAGCCACGGAGAAGCUCGGCAAGCGUCACAAGAAGCACAUCGAGCAUUACGACCCGCACGGAGGCCGGGACAACCAGCGGCGCCUGACCGGCCUGCACGAGACCUCCAGCAUCCACGACUUCUCCACCGGUGUGGCCAACCGUGCCGCCAGCAUCCGCAUUCCUCGCCACGUGGGUCAGGAGAAGAAGGGAUACUUCGAAGACCGCAGACCUGCCGCCAACUGCGACCCUUACUCUGUGACCAUGGUGCUGGCCGAGACCAUGCUCCUGCCGCCUGAGCUGCACGACAAAGAGUACAAAUUCGAGAAAGAAUAUAUGUUCGACAAGGAGUAG